Dendrobium catenatum is the source of this 1022-nucleotide messenger RNA. RefSeq lists its product as uncharacterized. NCBI's taxonomy places the organism in Eukaryota, Viridiplantae, Streptophyta, Magnoliopsida, Asparagales, Orchidaceae. Bases 116 to 796 code for a protein of 226 amino acids. Gene Ontology annotation, cellular component: chloroplast thylakoid membrane. The record is from RefSeq and is a predicted model, not a curated record. The transcript is spliced from 2 exons.
CUGUUUUUACCAAAGUUUGGGUUGCAAGAUAUUUUGGCCACAGAAAAGCAAUCCACCAUUCCGUCGAGCACCCUCUUCCAUUUCUGCUCUUACUGUUUUUCUACAUGAUCGGGAAAUGGCGAACAGCAUGUGCUCCUACCCGUGGGAGAUCCCCUCAGCUGUAAAGCUCAGGCACUUCUCAAGUUGUAUUCGGGGUUUCAAGCAAUAUCCAUCAUGCAUGAGAUCAUUUAGUGAGAAAAAGUUUGAGCACGCUCCAAUAUCGUUAUCUUAUGGAUUGAGUGAUUCUAAGAAUAAGAUCAGAUGGGGAAUGAUUGUUGCUAGGAAUUAUGGUAAGAACGUUGCUGAUGAACCAAGCAGUUCAGAAUCUGUUACCACUGAAAACACAACUUCAAAUGACCAGUUUUUAUCAUCUGAAGGCAUGGAAGAAACUCCACCUCAAAUGCCAAAACCAAUUCUGAAGAGAGCACCUCUGACAGCAAGGGAGAAGCUCAGAGCUGCAAGGGUUCUCUCAAAAUAUACUGAAUCAAAGCCCAUAAAACCAGCAAUGGGAAGCAAAGUUCUGGAUGCUUUAAGAGAGACAGACAAAGGCAAGAAGCGCUCCGGCCUCCCUGAAGCUCCCACAAACUUGUUUGAUGACAGCAAUCGUGGAUUAUCGAAGGAAGGCUGGAAAUUUCAGCUUCCUGGGGGCAAUGAUCUCUUCGUUGUUGCCUUCUCCUUUGUCUUCAUCAGUACUGUAAUGUUUGCAACGACUUAUCUUGUCUGGAAAGUCGGUGCAAUACAUUUUAAUGAAUUCUAAGGUGGCAGAGGAAUGAAAGGCUACCAAACGUCUCUCAGAAUGUGCGGAUAGGCCACUGAAAGUUACAGGAAAAGUAUGAAAUUGUAAUACUCUUUGUGCUGCAUAGCCUGCAUGGUCAUGAUUUUUUGCUUGUAGAAUUUCUGGUGAGUUGUAGACUCAUAACUCUUUGUAUUUAUUAUUAUUCUCAUAAUCAAAUCGUAGCCUGCAUGGCCUUUUAUUCUCAUAA